AUGCAAAAAUUGCGACCAGUACUGAAACACUAAAUGGAUUCUAUUUUUGGUUAAAAGCUUAAAUAAUUAAUGCUAAACCUCCUAUAAAGAAUAAAUUAAUUAAUAUUGAAAAGUUCAAAGUAAUUAAUGUCGUAACGAAAAACAACUUUCUCCUAAUACUCUAACAAUGUCUUGAAGCUAGACAUGGAAUAAGAUAAUUAAUCUGCAAAAACUUUAAAGAAAUCAAAUUAUACUACAACUACAGACUAUAACUCUCCUUAAGGUAAUCUAGACAGUCUUGACAACUUACUAGAGCAACAAUCUUCUAAAAGAUCACGUUUCUUUUUUGGUCAAAAAAUUAAUAGCGAAGAGAAUGCUCGUUAUAUAAAGACAGAAAGUGACGUAUAAUAGAAGGAAAUAAAAGAAGUUCGUCCAUUUCGAUUUCGAAAAAGGGAAGUACAACCGAAAAUAGAUUUAAAUGACAAAAAUGAUGUGGAAGAAUUUUUCACUGGAGUGGAAAUACCAAGAAUAAGCUAAUCAGCUUAAAAAUAAAAAUAAUAUAAAUUAGUGACAUUCACUGAUUAUGUGGAAAACUUAUAUGGAAAAGAUUGGUUUGAAUAAAGAGAGAGGAAAUUUAGGAGAUAAAUUACAGUUCAAGACUUCUUUGAUGGCCCUUGUUGA
Paramecium sonneborni is the source of this 660-nucleotide messenger RNA. NCBI's taxonomy places the organism in Eukaryota, Ciliophora, Oligohymenophorea, Peniculida, Parameciidae. The record is from the annotation of a GenBank genome assembly.